This is a messenger RNA of Hyaena hyaena (striped hyena), 2884 nucleotides long. It is a transcript of the gene GPRC5B, whose product is annotated as G protein-coupled receptor class C group 5 member B. Gene Ontology annotation, biological process: G protein-coupled receptor signaling pathway. Bases 178 to 1383 code for a protein of 401 amino acids. Gene Ontology annotation, cellular component: plasma membrane; extracellular exosome; signaling receptor complex. Lineage: Eukaryota; Metazoa; Chordata; Mammalia; Carnivora; Hyaenidae. Gene Ontology annotation, molecular function: protein kinase activator activity; protein kinase binding; G protein-coupled receptor activity. The record is from RefSeq and is a predicted model, not a curated record. The transcript has 5 exons.
GCGCGGGCGAUGCAGUGAGACGGGGCCGGCGGGCGGGCGCGCGGGGCGGGGGCCGCAGCCGCGCUGCAGAGAUGUGACUUGAGGCCGAGAACCAGCAGGAGCGUCGGCGCUGCGUGGCCGCGGGAGUCGUAAAUGUUCCAGCCACAGAACUGGGUCUGGGGCACUACAGUGUAGAAAAUGGACAAGCCCCCACUCUCAGGGGACUGGCCAGAGAGAAAGAUGAGAACCCACCACGUGCUCGCCUUCCUCCUGCUCUUCGUGAUCGCCUCCGGGGCCUCUGAGAACGCAAGCACUUCCCGGGGCUGCGGACUGGAUCUCCUCCCUCAGUACGUGUCCCUUUGCGACCUGGACACCAUCUGGGGCAUCGUGGUGGAGGCGGUGGCCGGGGCGGGCGCCCUGAUCACGCUGCUCCUGAUGCUGAUCCUGCUGGUGCGGCUGCCAUUUAUCAAGGACAAGGAGAAGAAGGACCCCGUGGGCCUCCAUUUCCUCUUCCUCCUGGGGACCCUGGGCCUCUUCGGGCUGACGUUCGCCUUCAUCAUCCGGGAGGACGAGACUAUCUGCUCGGUGCGCAGGUUCCUCUGGGGCGUCCUCUUUGCGCUCUGCUUUUCCUGCCUGCUGAGCCAGGCGUGGCGCGUGCGGAGGCUGGUGCGCCACGGCAAGAGCCCGUCCGGCUGGCAGCUGGUGGGCGUGGCGCUGUGCCUGAUGCUAGUGCAGGUCAUCAUCGCCAUCGAGUGGCUGGUGCUGACCGUGUUGCGCGACGCGAAGCCCGCCUGCGCCUACGAGCCCAUGGACUUCGUGAUGGCCCUCAUCUACGACAUGGUACUGCUUGUGGCCGCCCUGGGGCUGGCGCUCUUCACGCUGUGCGGCAAGUUCAAGAAGUGGAAGCAGAACGGGGCCUGCAUCCUGGUCACCGCCUUCCUCUCUGUGCUCAUCUGGGUGGCCUGGAUGACCAUGUACCUCUUUGGCAACGCUGAGCUGCGGCACGGAGAUGCCUGGGGCGACCCCACUUUGGCCAUCACACUGGUGGCCAGCGGCUGGGUCUUCGUCAUCUUCCAUGCCAUCCCUGAAAUCCACUGCACCAUUCUGCCGGCCCCGCAGGAGAACACACCCAACUACUUCGACACGUCGCAGCCGAGGAUGCGGGAGACGGCGUUUGAGGAAGACGUGCAGCUGCCGCGGACCUACAUGGAGAACAAGGCCUUCUCGAUGGACGAACACAACGCAGCUCUCCGAACUGCAGGAUUUCGCAAUGGCAGCUUGGGAAACAGACCCAGCGCUCCGUUUAGAAGCAACGUAUAUCAGCCGACCGAGAUGGCUGUUGUGCUCAAUGGAGGGACUAUCCCAACUGCUCCGCCAAGUUACACUGGAAGACACCUCUGGUGAAAGACUUUUAAGUUCCAGAGAAUAAGAAUCUCUCUUACCAAUUUUAUUCCCUGGCUGUGUCUUUCUUGAGGGAGAAAUCAGUAGCAGUAGCCAGACAAGGCUGCCUCACAGCCAGGAGAUGUAGAAAUCCUGCGCAAGGGGGUUUCGUGUAAAUGUGAACACUGCUGAACUGAAAAGCUAACACUGACUGCCCUCUCGCCCCCUGCCACACACACACAAACACGUAAUACCAAACCAACCUCAAUCCCUGCAAACUAAAGCAAAGCUAAUUGCAAAUAGUAUUAGGCUCACUCGAAAAUGUGGCUGGGCAGACUGUUUCAUCCUCUGGGGGUAGAACAGAACCAGAUUCACAGCCAGUGGGCCAGGCUGGUGUGGGUUAGUCGCGGCGGCCCCCCCACACCAUCGCCCUCCCCAGCGAGUGCUGGGCCCCAGGUGGCCUCUUGGAGAUGACUCUUGCGUUGAGAGGACUAAUGGGGACUUUCCCACCAGCUUGCCUGUUGGUUUGCACGUUUCAGGGGGUCAGGAGCAGUUAAGGAGUUGUGGGUGUGAUUCCAAGGUGAGGCCCGACCGAAUCACGGGGUGAGCUUUCCAACCAGUUGUGGUGGAGGGACCCUGGCAUGUGCCAACACAGAGAAGGCUAUCUGGGAGUUGAAGUGACCAUCACAUUUAGAAAGUGGUGACCCACCACCAUGGCCUCUAUGGGCUUCUUGCUCCAGGUCUACGGCCGGGGCGGAAAACAAGCCCACCUCCCUCCUUGGUGGAGCCGUAGCCAUAUUCGGGCUUGGGGCAGUAGUCCCCCCCACCGCCAGCACCUCCCCACCACCCAAGCCCUUUCCCAGGCUUUUAUUCCCAUGCUCAUUUCAAAAGCUCAGAUGGACCAUCAGCUUCCAGCCCCUGGGCUGCCAGGCCAGAAGGCAAGUGCCACAGCAGAUUUUCCGUGAUGAUGUCGUGUGGCCAGGCAUCCGAGGGGAGAGAGGACACCCUGCUGCCUAGCGUGCAGUGAGUUCUCCCAUCUUAUACGUUGACAGAGUGCAAGUUCCAGGGAGGGGUGGAGCACUGGAUGGGGCUCUUGCUGCCUUUGGAGGGUGUGCGGGACAUUUCUGACUUGGUUUUCUGUAAGUUUCAUGAAAGUGAUUCUCUUUAAAGCCCAUUGUUUCUGUCAUGGUUUCCAUCUGUCCUAAGCAACUCAUUCCUUUGUUAUUUGGCAUUUCGAGCAUCUAGGUCAUUAAAAAGCCCCAUGUUCUCUGCACUGUUUGGCCAGCAUAAUCACUAGCAGUGAUUCAAAGCAAACAGUUUUAACCUGAUGGCAUGAAAUGUAUAAGUGAGGGUGAGCCCUUUGACAUCUAUGCUAAUGACUAUGUUGCUUUUUCUAUAAAACAACCCAUAAGCCUUUAACCUUUAAAGAAAAUGAAAAAGGUUAGUGUUGGGGGUGGGGGGGAACUGACCUCUUCAUAAGCCACUAUGUCUGAGCUGUUUUAAUAAACCUGAUUUUUCUCAAGGC